UUCAGUAUGGCAGAGGCUGUGUAGACAGGUGGGCUUAUUGUGACCAUCGAAGGGAAACAGUUACUGAUCCAUGUUAAUAUUCAAGAAGACACCCUCUGUGCGUUCUGGUAUUUAAUGACCCCCCUAAAGAUUUGAGGGUCACUAAUGGCUCAUUUGCGACUAGUAGUUAUAACGGUUGAUUGAGCUGGAGGCUUGUUGUGACACUCUGAGAACUUGAUGGCCAAUUAUGCUGUGACAGAGUCUCAGCUAAUCAGCUGAGAAAACCCCUAUAUAUACAGCAUCGUCAGUACAGACGGCAGAGAGGCAGAGAAGGGCGCUGUACACUGACCAGGACCAGACCGACAGAGCAGUCCAGAAGAACAGCAUAACAACACGAGCUAACGGCCAGCAGCUAACCACCAAGUCAACGCUCAGAAGGCCAGCAUACUGGGACAAGCUCUAGUCAAACCUGGUCACGCCCGAAACAGCCCAUAGCCUCUCUCACAGUCUCUGCCACGCCCUUGUGAAGUGUUCGUAAUACUAGCGUAUGCAAUUAGUCCAUGUUAUUAUUAAAAGCCUGUUGAAACUGAAGACCGAGUUUGUCCGUUGUGCUACAUAGAGCACGAGAGGGUUCUUCUUUGGUGCCGUGACCCGGAUCCCUGUCAAAACAAAGAAACAGCCUGGGACAAGUGAAGAUUGACGCUCAGACCAACUUGGGUAAGUAGCUCGGAUUUCUUCUAUUUCAUUUUUUCGUGAUGGCUGGCCAGGAAUUGGGAGAAUUUUUGACAGGGAUAGCAGGACAAAUAACAGGACAAUUAGCGAAUCUUUCGACACAUUAGGAGCACAGGGAAUAGCGCAGGGAAGCAGAUCAAUGUAUGACCAAAGUAGGGAAGAGCCUAUGGAGGUCGAUCAUUAUCGUCCAAAGGCUAAAUGCUUUAAGUGCAACCGAACCGGUCACAGAGCAAGGGACUGUAGUUUCGACGAAAGGACUAGGUCAAGUAAUAGGCCCAGCGUCAACGCAGUUACAAAUGAUAGGGGGGGGGACUCCCGGUAGACCGCCGGCCAUGCUGUGUUGGGUGUGCAAUCAACCAGGUCAUUUCAAAAGGGAUUGUCCAAACAGAACCAGGAAUUAUGGGGUGAACUAUGGAGCACACAGGGGGCAACGUAACAAAGGUUUAAACUGAAGACUCCUUCCCAUAAUGAAACCGCUGGGAAGGAGGAGGAGGGGACAAAAUAUAGUAUAAAUUUAGCUGGUAGCCCAAGUUCAUGUACAGUUAAGAUAGGAAAACAACAAUACAGAUGUUUAAUUGAUUCUGGAGCUGAAGUUUCCAUUAUCCAUAGAAGGGUUUUUCAUAAGCUAAAAGGACUCUAUGAAUUAGGUAAGAAAAAGGUUUCACUGCAAUCUGUCAACGGGAAUGACUUAGAAGUAGACGGUUUUGUAAACAUAACGUUUAAGAUGAGAGGUGUGACGUUAAGUCAUCAAUUUUAUGUUGUAAGCAACAUGAAUAGGAACAUCAUUUUGGGGAGGGAUUGGCUGAAACAAAAUGGUGUCAGGCUCUACUACGACCUCGGUAGCUUAAGGAUAGGAAAGACCUAUGUACCUUUGGAAGAAGACUUGCACAUUGCCUCCAUUAUUCGCCUGGCUGGGGACACCAUAGUAAAGCCUCAGAGUAGAAGUCUAUGCAGGGCAAAAGUUAAGCAAGGGCCACAUUUUUCUGACACUGCUCUUUACCAAGUGGCAGCUGUAGGUACUGGCUACUUGUCAAGUGAACCCGGACUAAUGAUCACUAACUCAUUAGCACGGAUGAAUAAAGAUAGGAACGUACCAAUCAUGAUUGUGAACACUACAAACAAAACGUUUAGGUUAAGGAGAGGGUGUGCAGUAGGAAGGCUAGAGAAUGUGCCUGAGACAAACCAAGUGACACUAGCAGACCAGUUAGGGCACUCAUCCAAAUGAAGUUGCAGAUAGCGACAGGUUCAGUUGUGGAAAGUGAAGUUGCGGAUAGCGACAGGUUCGGUAGUGGAAAUUGAAGUUGCGGAUAGCGACAGAUUCAGUUAUGGAAAGUGAAGUUGCGGAUAGCGACAGGUCCAGUUGUGGAAAUUGAAGUUGCGGAUAGCGACAGAUUCAGUUGUGGAAAGUGAAGUUGCGGAUAGCAACAAGGAGACAUGUUGAUAGAAUCCACUGAACUAAAACGAACUAGGGUCUCUACUGAAAACGCACAUUCCUACAAAGGUAAAAAGGUGAAACAGUUGCUCCAGGCAAUGGCUGGUUUAUUAUAGUUUUAUAUGGUUUGGGAGUAGAACCAGUGUAUACGAUUAAUUACUCUUAUGUUUCAGAGAGAACAUGUUUCCUCUGGGUUUACUCUUCCUCCUGGGGCUAGCACAGGGUUCGAUUAUGUACGAAAACAUUGUAUUUCAAAAACUGAAUGAUAUUACCACGACUAGGUCUAAAUGGCUAGUAACCUUCGUUAUUGAUUUAGACCCAUAUAAUCAGUUUAUUGGGAAGUGUAGGUAUAAUAUUGAGCAAGUCGCAAUGAUGGUUAGACAGUUCUUAAGCCGCUACCACUCCGACAAAUCAACAGGCAUCUUAAGCAUGUACAUCAAAUUAGACGAAGAAAUAACAAGAUUGAAUACAACUUUAAAUAGCCUAGCAGACAAUUUUUUAGAAUAUGGUAGGUUGCGCACACGACCCAAGCGUUCGCUAUUGCCGUUUAUCGGUAGUGCCUUGAGUUUCUUAUUUGGCACUGUGUCUGACGCUGACCUAAGUUCGAUUAAACAAAAUGUACGAAGGCUUGCAGAGAAUCAAGCAGGUAUGGCGCAUGUCAUUCAAGAAGGGCUCUCUAUUAUUAAUGCUACAAGAUUUCAAGUAUCAGAGAAUCGACAUGCCAUUAAUGAAGUCAUUGACGAUCUGGAUAUAGUGGGACAAGAAAUUGCUAAUGUUUCCACUACAUUGAGCAAUCAAAUAGCAAAGUUAGAAUGGGCAACAAAGACCUAUUUGCAAGUGGAAUUAGUAAUCGAAAAUAUUCGAAGCAUGGUACAAACCUUUUUGUCCUAUUUAGAACACCUCCAGCUGCAAAUGAAUAUGUUGGCUUUGGGUCAUCUGUCACCCAGCACCAUAACACCAAGCCAGUUGUUGGCUCUAUUAAAGGACAUUGAAACUCACCUCCCUAUUAGAUUCCGGUUAGCAAGUAAUCCGGUAGACAAUUUAUGGGGUUUCUAUAAGACUUUACUUUGUACCACCGUCCUAUUUGAUGAUAAAAUAUUAGUAAUCACGACGAUUCCACUUUUGGAUGUUAAUGGUGAAUACGGAAUAUACCAGGCUCAUAAUUUGCCGGUACCUCUAGUCAUGAAUCAUAUAAAUACAGGAUCAAACACCAUAAAUAAUAUGGUAGCAAAAUAUCGGUUAGAAACAGAGGUAAUCGCGGUCAAUGCACAACGUACGAAAUAUGCAUUGCUGAAACCUUCAGAAGUUCAGAUAUGUACAAAACCCCUUACGGGCUAUUGCCAUAUCCAGAGCCCGAUCUACCCAAUCAAUCUUAGCCAACUAUGUGUAAUUGCUCUGUUUAUGAAAGAUGAGACAAAGGUCCGACGGACAUGUCACACCGAAGUCCAACCAAAUGCUAUAUUGCCUAGGGCAGAAUAUCUUACUGCGGGACGCUGGGUAUUGACAACCAAUAAAAGAUUGGAUCUUGCAGUGGUGUGUGAUACGGAUAAGUUUUCAUAUACCAUAGUGGUCUUACCUCCGUUAUCAAUAAUUAAACUGAACGCAUCAUGUUCAGCAUCUAAUGAUCAUUUGACUUUACUUCCUUAUUAUCAUAAUGAAAGCCAGUACGAGUUGGAAGAUAAUUUUCUGAAGUUAGUCCAUACCCCGAAUGUUUCAAACAUGUUGCUUUGGAAACCUUUCAUGAAAACUGCUAUAAAACUGAACUUGACUAAGUUACCUGAUAAACUCAAGAGUAUCGAGAAUAUCCCCAUGAAUCAUCUUAUAGAUCAGCUUAAUGAUUUACAGGCCAUGAUACCAGAUGAGGAGACCUCAGAUUGGAAAUAUUUCUUGGGAAUGACCUUAACUGUAGUGGGAAUUCUGGUGGGGAUUUUCUUGUAUGUAAGAUUUAUUAGACCCUGGCUAGCCAAGCGAGAAGUGAGUAAGAGGAAUGUCUUGGCUACAACCGAGUUUGAGAUGGCGCCAGUUGACACUGGGAGCGCAGGUCGCGCCUACAGAGGAAACCUACCCUCUGCGCCCCUCUUGACACAAAGGGACUCCGAUCCAGCAGAAGUUCGACCAACUCCCGCCAUACGGAGCAUCUACCCGACGCUGGAUGCGGGUACCCGAGGGCAUCGUGAGUUCGACUAACGCACGUUGACGGGAAUACGGACAGCAGAAAACUACAUGAAGUGUUGUCGUCGCAUAUGGUCAGAGCACCAUACUACAGCACUUUACAAGUUGACUGUGGAAAAGAAAAGAAAUAUACACAACGCAGGAAAGACGAUCUGACAUUGUGCUGGUGUUUUGCACUUCAGUUCUUUGUGUACAAAGAUAAACUGUAUCCUGUUUUCAGCACAUGUUGUAUUUUGUGAACUUAUAUAUGUAUACGUAUUAACUAUAUGCUAAUGAAAUGGACAACGGAUUGUUGUGGAUUGUAUAUAUAUUUUGAUGUAUUCAUGUAUCUAUGGAUGGUCAUAACUAUUUUCAGAAAUUUUAGGUUGAAAAUUUCUCAUUAAGAAAAGGGCGAAUGUAACACUAUUCAGUAUGGCAGAGGCUGUGUAGACAGGUGGGCUUAUUGUGACCAUCGAAGGGAAACAGUUACUGAUCCAUGUUAAUAUUCAAGAAGACACCCUCUGUGCGUUCUGGUAUUUAAUGACCCCCCUAAAGAUUUGAGGGUCACUAAUGGCUCAUUUGCGACUAGUAGUUAUAACGGUUGAUUGAGCUGGAGGCUUGUUGUGACACUCUGAGAACUUGAUGGCCAAUUAUGCUGUGACAGAGUCUCAGCUAAUCAGCUGAGAAAACCCCUAUAUAUACAGCAUCGUCAGUACAGACGGCAGAGAGGCAGAGAAGGGCGCUGUACACUGACCAGGACCAGACCGACAGAGCAGUCCAGAAGAACAGCAUAACAACACGAGCUAACGGCCAGCAGCUAACCACCAAGUCAACGCUCAGAAGGCCAGCAUACUGGGACAAGCUCUAGUCAAACCUGGUCACGCCCGAAACAGCCCAUAGCCUCUCUCACAGUCUCUGCCACGCCCUUGUGAAGUGUUCGUAAUACUAGCGUAUGCAAUUAGUCCAUGUUAUUAUUAAAAGCCUGUUGAAACUGAA
Molecule: messenger RNA, 5290 nt
Organism: Haliotis rufescens (red abalone)
Lineage: Eukaryota; Metazoa; Mollusca; Gastropoda; Lepetellida; Haliotidae
Exons: 2
Coding region: 2324-4330 (668 amino acids)
Source: RefSeq, a predicted model, not a curated record